UGCCAGGUCAUGUUCUCUGUUCCUCUCAACUGUUUUCCCGACCAUAUAAGGGGAGGCAGCUGCUGGGGGCGUCCCCAGGAUCUAAAGAUAGCGGCCCCUGCCUGGAACUCUAAAUGCCACCCUGGAGCGGGAGCCGCAAUGGCACGGCAGCACGCCCGGACCCUGUGGUAUGACAGGCCCAAGUAUGUGUUCAUGGAGUUUUGCGUUGAGGACAGCACCGAUGUCCACGUGCUUAUUGAGGAUCACCGCAUUGUGUUCAGCUGCAAGAAUGACGAUGGAGUGGAGUUGUACAAUGAGAUUGAGUUCUAUGCCAAAGUGAACUCCAAGGACUCCCAGGAUAAGCGCUCUUCCCGCUCUAUUACUUGCUUUGUGAGGAAAUGGAAGGAAAAGGUGGCCUGGCCCCGGCUUACCAAGGAGGAUAUCAAGCCAGUGUGGCUGUCUGUGGACUUUGAUAACUGGAGAGACUGGGAAGGAGAUGAAGAGGUGGAGCUGGCUCAGGUGGAACAUUAUGCAGAGCUUUUGCAGAAGGUCAGCACCAAGAGACCUCCACCUGCCAUGGAUGAUUUGGACGAUGAUUCUGACAGUGUGGACGCAACAGUAAUUAACUUUCUACUACAGCAAAGCUGGGAAGGGCAGCUUGUGGCAUUUUUCCAGUUGUUCUGGAAGCUAGCCGCCUAGGCCUUUGUCAGCGCUUUGGCUGAUGCACCAAGUUCCUCUGACACCUCUGAACUUUCCUAGAAGCCUACUUUAUUAAGGGUCGUCCUUCAAGCUGUCUUCCUUCUAGGCACUUGACUAUGGCGCU
Cercocebus atys (sooty mangabey) is the source of this 802-nucleotide messenger RNA. It is a transcript of the gene PTGES3L, whose product is annotated as prostaglandin E synthase 3 (cytosolic)-like. Gene Ontology annotation, biological process: chaperone-mediated protein complex assembly; protein folding. Lineage: Eukaryota; Metazoa; Chordata; Mammalia; Primates; Cercopithecidae. The transcript is spliced from 7 exons. Bases 10 to 678 code for a protein of 222 amino acids. Gene Ontology annotation, molecular function: protein-folding chaperone binding; Hsp90 protein binding. Gene Ontology annotation, cellular component: cytosol; nucleus. The record is from RefSeq and is a predicted model, not a curated record.